Nymphaea colorata (pocket water lily) is the source of this 1407-nucleotide messenger RNA. RefSeq names its product glutamine synthetase nodule isozyme-like. Bases 87 to 1157 code for a protein of 356 amino acids. The transcript is spliced from 13 exons. Gene Ontology annotation, cellular component: cytoplasm. The record is from RefSeq and is a predicted model, not a curated record. Gene Ontology annotation, molecular function: glutamine synthetase activity. Lineage: Eukaryota; Viridiplantae; Streptophyta; Magnoliopsida; Nymphaeales; Nymphaeaceae.
CUUUUUCAUCUAUUCCAAGGCAGCUUAACAGAGAGAGAAGAAGAUCCGUCCUUGUGUCAGCCUGUUUGCUGGUGAAGGAUUCAAAGAUGUCUCUUCUCUCGGAUUUGAUUAACAUGAACCUGUCUGAUUCAACAGACAAGAUCAUUGCAGAGUACAUAUGGAUUGGGGGCUCUGGAAUGGAUAUGAGGAGCAAAGCAAGGACAAUUUCUCACCCAGUGAACGAUCCUAGCCAGCUCCCAAGGUGGAACUAUGAUGGCUCUAGCACUGGUCAAGCUGCCGGUGAAGACAGUGAAGUCAUUCUCUACCCACAAGCUAUUUUCCGUGAUCCAUUCAGGAGAGGAGAUAACAUCUUGGUGAUGUGUGACACAUAUACGCCUUCUGGAGUGCCACUUGAUUCAAACAAGCGGUACAAGGCUGCGGAAAUAUUCAGCCAUCCUGAAGUUGCAGCAGAGGAAACCUGGUAUGGCAUAGAGCAGGAAUACACUCUUCUUCAAAAGGAUGUUAACUGGCCUCUUGGAUGGCCAGUUGGUGGUUUCCCCGGUCCUCAGGGGCCUUACUACUGUAGUGUUGGUGCUGAUAAAUCAUUUGGCCGCGACAUUGUAGAUGCCCACUACAAGGCAUGCAUUUAUGCAGGCAUCAACAUAAGUGGCAUCAAUGGUGAGGUCAUGCCAGGCCAGUGGGAAUUCCAAGUUGGUCCUUCAAUUGGUGUCUCUGCUGGUGACGAGCUCUGGGUCGCCCGUUACCUUCUUGAGAGGAUCACCGAGAUGGCAGGAGUUGUCCUCUCAUUGGACCCAAAGCCAAUUCCAGGAGACUGGAAUGGAGCCGGUGCUCAUACGAAUUACAGCACAAAGUCAAUGAGGAAAGAGGGAGGUAUGAAAGUGAUUGAGGCUGCUAUUGCGAAACUCGGUCUGAGGCACAAAGAACACAUUGAAGCAUAUGGAAAAGGAAACGAGCGCCGCUUGACUGGGCGGCACGAGACCGCAGAUAUUAACACAUUUGUCUGGGGUGUUGCAAACCGUGGUGCAUCAAUCAGGGUCGGCCGUGACACUGAAAGAGCUGGAAAGGGAUACUUCGAGGACAGGAGGCCUGCUUCCAACAUGGAUCCCUAUGUUGUGACCUCCAUGAUUGCUGAGACUACGAUCCUGUGGAAGCCAUGAAGUCCAAGCUGACCUGCCUGCCUUGUGUUUCUGGGGGCAUUUUUCUUGUGGUGUUUCUUACUGCAUUUUGUGGGCUUUGUAUUUGAGAUGCACUGCUUUCAGGGAGUUUUGGUUUGUGUGUAUUGCAGUUUCUGUUCUGUUCCGUGCCUCCGAGGAUAAGUUGGUAGGGAAGGUUGACACCAUUCAACCUCCACUUGUACACCAAUUAAGCUGUUUUAAUAACUGAUGUCAAUUUCUAAUAAAAUGUAAU